This is a messenger RNA of Jaminaea rosea, 1113 nucleotides long. Its product is annotated as glycoside hydrolase. The record is from RefSeq and is a predicted model, not a curated record. Gene Ontology annotation, biological process: carbohydrate metabolic process. Lineage: Eukaryota; Fungi; Basidiomycota; Exobasidiomycetes; Microstromatales. The transcript has 2 exons. Bases 1 to 1113 code for a protein of 370 amino acids. Gene Ontology annotation, molecular function: hydrolase activity, hydrolyzing O-glycosyl compounds.
AUGAGCGGAGCGCGCGGCAGCAGGAAGAAGUGGUGGUGGAUCGGUGGCGCCAUUGCUCUCAUCAUCAUCAUCGCCGCAGCCGUAGGCGGCACGCUUGCCGCAAAGAAUUCUUCGUCGUCCAAGGGCUCAAAUACGGCCGGCGUAGUCAAGACGUCUGGUAACGACCCUUCCAGCUUCACGAAGGACCCGCGACUGAAGCAGAGCUUCUACAGCAUGUGCUACACUCCGUUCCACGCUCAAUACCCGGCUUGCGGGGCGGUUCAAUCGAAUGUCACCGAGGACAUCCAGCUCCUUUCGCAACUGACUACCAGGCUGCGCCUCUACGGCGCGGAUUGCGGUGUUAGCGAGAUGGUCCUCACAGCCAUCGAAGAGACCAAAGUCAACAUGACCGUAUGGCUCGCCUUGUGGGUAGACGACAACGCUGAGACAUGGCAGCGUCAGCUCUCUACCACGCAAGAUGUGCUCAAGAAGCACGGGGUGGACCACGUCGAGGGCUUGAUUGUGGGCAACGAGUACAUCCUCAAUGGCGGAAGCGUGGCCACGCUGCUGGAGAAGAUCACCCAAGUCAAGACGUGGGUGUCGGGGCAGAACUACGCGAAGACAGUUCCCAUUGCGACGGCCGAUGCGGGCAGUAUGAUCACGACGGAGCUUGCGCAGGGAGUGGAUGUGGUGAUGGCUAAUGUGCACGCUUGGUUCGCCGGCACGCUCGUAAGCGACGCCGCUGGCUGGACGUGGGACUACACCAACAACAACGACCCAGGCAUCGCCGUAGCCGCGGCCACCAACAAGCCCGACCUCUGGAUCGCGGAAACGGGCUGGCCGACCAACGCAAACGACACUGCUUCGCUGACCCUGCAAGGCGCUCAAGCAGGUACGGCAGAGCUGCAGACUUUCCUCGACACCUUUGUCUGCCAAGCCAACGCAAACGUCACCGCGGAUGCCACGGCGGUUGCGGCCGGUACGCCGGUGACGGUGUACAACAAGUACGCCUUCUUUGAGGCCUUCGAUGAGACCUGGAAGUCCAUCUAUGGUGGUGUGGAGCCUUAUUGGGGGCUGUUUGACGCGAACAAGCAGCUCAAGAAUGUUACGAUUCCGGAUUGCGCCAGUGUAUGA